CUUACCCACAAGGCAAUUCUCCUGUCCGUAUUUGGAAAGGCACGUCAGAUGCAUUUGAGACAAAAGAACUGAGGGACGGCUGAGACAGUGACAUGCUGAUUGGGACUGGACCAUGCAGAGCCAGAAGACCCCAGGGUCUAAUCAAACUCAUGGCCCAUACCCUCUGGCAGUAGCCCCCCCUGGUGGUUGGAGGGGGAUGGAGCGUGGUGGCGGGGAGAGCCCCCGCAUGCAGGACAGUCCUGAGCGGGAACGGCGGGGGAGCAGCCCGGACUUCAGUGGACCCCCGCCAGGGAAGAUGGGGCGUUUGGAGCUUAAUGGGAGCCCCACUGGGCCACGCCUCCUACGUCACAACGGCCACCCACACAGACCUCUGGGAGGUCUGAUGAUCCCAGUGUUCUGUGUGGUAGAGCAGGCAGGGCCUGACGGAGGGAUGCAGCGUGAACGAGAGCGUGAGGAGCUGGAGAGGAAGGAGGGACACAGAGAGGAGCAUGCUGAGUUUGUCCUGGUCAGGAAAGAUAUCCUCUUCAACCAGCUGGUGGAGACAGCCCUGCUGGCCCUGGGGUACUCCCACAGCUCAGCAGCUCAGGCCCAUGGCAUCAUCAAGGUGGGUCAUUGGAACCCUCUGCCCAUCCACUUCCUAUCAGAUGCUCCUGAAGCCACGGUGGCUGAUAUGUUGCUGGAUGUCUAUCACAUGGUCACCCUCCGCAUUCAGCUACAGAGCUUUGCCAAGCUGGAGGACCUUCCGUCAGAGCAGUGGAACCACGCCACGGUGAGGAACGCCCUCAAGGAGCUUCUCAAGGAGAUGAACCAAAGCACACUGGCCAAGGAGUGCCCCCUCUCACAGAGUAUGAUUUCCUCAAUAGUAAACAGCUCCUACUAUGCCAAUGUCUCCACUGCCAAAUGCCAGGAAUUUGGACGCUGGUACAAGAAGUACAAGAAAAUCAAAGGAGAUUAUCUGGAGAAGAUGUGGCCAGGAAGAGAUCAUUCAGAAAUCAAAGUGGAGAGAGACAGCCUGGCAGACUUCUGUGUCAUGGGCCAUCGUCCCCCUUCCCACCUGGCCAGCCUGGCCCAGCUCAGCCACCUUGGAACAACAACACCCCCCUCGCCCCACGGCCAGCUCCACCACACCCCUCUGCGUGGCCAGAUCCCCCCUCCCGGCCCUCCAGCCUCCCUUCAGCCUCUCCUUGGCCCAGGCGGGCUUCUCUCCCCCCAGCUUAGCCCUCAGCUUGUCCGACAGCAGCUAGCCAUGGCUCACCUCAUCAACCAGCAGCUUGCUGUUAACCGCCUGCUAGCCCACCAGCACCCACAGGCCCUCAACCAGCAGUUCCUCAACCACCCUCCCAUCCCUCGGCCCUCCAAGGCAGGGGGCCCUGGGGACCCCGGGAACAACCCGUCUGCUGCGGAAGUCUCCACUGAUAUCUACCAGCACGUCAGGGACGAAUUGAAGAGAGCUAGCGUCUCACAGGCUGUGUUCGCUCGCGUGGCCUUCAACAGAACACAGGGCCUGCUGUCGGAGAUCCUGCGGAAGGAGGAGGACCCUCGCUCUGCCUCUCAGUCCCUGCUGGUCAACCUCAAAGCCAUGCAGAACUUCCUCAACCUCCCUGAGGGGGAGAGAGACCGUAUUUACCAGGAGGAGCGUGAGCGCAGCAUGAACCCCCCUGUCGGCCUGCCCCCUACCCCUAGCUCCAGCCCCGGGGGCCCCCGCCUCUCACAGGACGUAUUUAGACCGACCAUCACUAACCAUGUCCCAUGCCACCUCAUGCAGAAGGUGUGGGAGAGAGGUCUGGACGAACAGCUCACUCCUGAUGCCUGGGCUUCUAUCUGGAAGAAUAAGACUAAAAUCUCCAACUCGCCCAAGCCGCCAUGCCUCAACCCAGACCUGCCCCUGAAGCUGGAGUCUCUGGUCAACAUCACGUCAGGUAUCUAUGAUGAGAUCCAGCAGGAGAUGAAGAGGGCGAAGGUGUCUCAGGCGCUGUUCGCCAAGGUGGCUGCCAACAAGAGCCAGGGCUGGCUGUGUGAGUUGCUGCGGUGGAAGGAGAACCCUAGCCCAGAGAACCGUACUCUGUGGGAGAAUCUGUGUACCAUCCGGAGGUUCCUGACCCUGCUCCAGACAGACAGAGACCUGGUGUAUGAAGAGGAGUCCAGGCACCACCACAGUGAGAGGCUGCAUACUGUACUACACCUGCCCCAAGAACCACAGGCACUGCACAGACAACCCCCACAACCCCUGAAGGACCACUCCCCGAUGCGCGAGGACCCCAUGCCCCUCCAGGGUAAUGAUGAAGAGUCCCCGAAUGUUGAAAGAGUCAGUUCAGGAGUCGGUGGUGGUGUGGUCAUUAAGAAGCCUCGGUCGCGCACUAAGAUCUCUCUAGAAGCCCUGGGCAUCCUGCAGAGCUUCAUCCAGGACGUGGGUCUUUACCCGGACCAAGAGGCCAUCCACACUCUGUCAGCCCAGCUGGACCUGCCCAAGCACACCAUCAUCAAGUUUUUCCAGAACCAGCGCUACCACGUCAAGCAUCACGGCCGGCUGAAGGAGCUGGGGGAGGGGGGCGGUGGUGUGGACGUCAGUGAAUACAGAGACGAGGAGCUCCUCUCCAGCUCAGAGGACCCUGAGUCCAGCGAAGACGGUCAUGAGGAGAUGUACCCCACUACAGAGAGGGAAAGAAGGGGAAGCAACCCAGCAGGUUCAGCCCCUGCCCUGGCACCAGCCCAGCCUUCAGGGACCAGCAUGGGGGCCAUGGAGGAGGGCAAGGACAAGGGGCAUUCUCAUGGUCUGAGUGGGGGCCGAGCCAGCUCCCUGCCCCCUGGUAGCUCCUCAUCCAGCCCCAGAGAGCAGGCUGACUUCCAGAGAUAGAGACCCAGAGACCAGAGGAGAUGCAGAAAGAGAGCGAGACCCAGACAGACAGACAGACAGACAGACAGACAGACAGACAGACAGACAGGCAGGCAGGCAGGC
Oncorhynchus gorbuscha (pink salmon) is the source of this 2956-nucleotide messenger RNA. RefSeq names its product DNA-binding protein SATB2-like. NCBI's taxonomy places the organism in Eukaryota, Metazoa, Chordata, Actinopteri, Salmoniformes, Salmonidae. The record is from RefSeq and is a predicted model, not a curated record. Gene Ontology annotation, biological process: chromatin remodeling; regulation of transcription by RNA polymerase II. Gene Ontology annotation, molecular function: RNA polymerase II cis-regulatory region sequence-specific DNA binding; DNA-binding transcription factor activity, RNA polymerase II-specific.